AUGUCGUUUAUGACUACUAUUGAUAUAAAUGCUUCUUUUUCUGGUAACAGUGAUGAAAACACCUCAAGCACUAGAAAUCUCACAGUGAAAAACCUUUACUCUAUUGACAAGAUAGCAUAUUCAGUGACAUUGGCCACCAUUUCUUUAUUGUCUGCUGUGGGAAACUUCUUGGUGACAUACACUCUGUUGAAAAAAGAAGAGAGCUUGUCACCAAGCAACAGGUUUGUUUUAAGUUUAACAAGCUCCAACUUCCUAUUGGCUGUUCUCGUCCAGCCCUUCUUAGUCGUUGCAUCGAUUACACAAGAGUGGAUUUUUGGUGUCAUCUGGUGUCAUCUGACUGCAUUUGCCUUCCUGUUAGUGUCUACAGCAAGCAUCUUGACACUAGCAGCAAUCGCAAUAGACAGAUAUUAUGCCAUCGUGAAGACAAUGAGUUAUACUCAAACCAUCACACAGUUCAAGUCCAUGAUGAUCCUUGCGGGGGCCUGGCUUCAUGCUUUAUUAUGCAGUUCUCCAUCCUUACUUGGAUGGAUAGAGUUAUCCUUCAAUCCUAUAUCAGCCACGUGUGAACCUAGCUGGUGCGAACAUUCAGUUUAUACUCUCUACGUGGGAUUGAUGUGUUUCGUAUUCCCUUUCUUGAUAAUGCUAUUCUGUUAUGUAAAUAUAUUCUUGGUAGCACGGAGUAAGUACCGUAAGGUUGGCAUGGGAACGAUUAGUAGCAGUGUGUCUUCAGGAAACAGAAGAGAUAGCACUUUAAGGCCAGUUUCAAACACUGAAUUAGACAUGAGUCGUUAUACUGUGAGAAAACAGUACUGGUAUACACUAAACUAUAACUCACAAAUAAAGGGGAUUGCCAUAAUUUUUACGAUUAUUGGUACCUUUCUGUUUACCUGGACUCCUUACGUAGUAAACAUUUUAUGGAAGAUAACCAAUAGAAAUAUCGAAGUUCCAGAUUGGUUUUCCAGGCUUUCAUUCUGUAUGGCAUUCGUUUGCUCGAUAAGUUAUCCAGUAAUUUAUGGACUUCUGAAUAGAUCAAUAAGAAGUGAUAUGCGCAGUAUUUUGUGUACACAAAGACAUUUCCCUCAGAGUUCGUUGGAGUUUUUUCGGAGAGUUCAUUCAGAUAUGGGCCUUUCAGAACACCUUAGGCCAGUACAGAGCAGGGUACCACAACGGUCUAUAUCUUACGAUUGUGUUGACAUGUCAUCUCUCAACCGAAGUGCCAUCCAUGGCGCUCAUUGUAAUUCCAGUCAUGAUUCAGGGACUAUCAUCUCGUUAAUUGGUGAAAAUAACUCGGGAAUGACUCCUCCUUGUACUAUGUUACCAGCUGAGUUAGUUAUAUCUGGAAGUAAUCUGAAGACACCUUUUCAAAAAUAUCAUUAUUGUAGAAAAAGAUCUUGGACAGAGCUGACGUUUCAAAAAACUGACUUACACGAGAACAAAGUUAAAAUCCCAAAGUAGUUGUGUAACAUCUGAGGGUAACAUCAGUACACACUCAAAGAUUUGCACAAUAUAUCAGAAUAAUAGUUGUCAUGAUCGACCUCUUGCUACAGACAUUAAUGCUACUAGAAACAACUUAAAUCACUCAGACAUGGCAAGUAAAGGUCUUGGGGUAUAUGAAGAUGAAAUAGUUUCUGUUUCUUAUCAAUCGAGUGGGAAUACUGAUGAAGGAAUCAUACAAGAUUUUUCUGGAUGAUAGUGCCUUAUCUUUGACUU
Limulus polyphemus (Atlantic horseshoe crab) is the source of this 1710-nucleotide messenger RNA. Its product is annotated as G-protein coupled receptor 161-like. The transcript is spliced from 5 exons. The record is from RefSeq and is a predicted model, not a curated record. NCBI's taxonomy places the organism in Eukaryota, Metazoa, Arthropoda, Merostomata, Xiphosura, Limulidae. Gene Ontology annotation, molecular function: G protein-coupled receptor activity. The coding region runs from base 1 to 1455 and encodes 484 amino acids. Gene Ontology annotation, biological process: G protein-coupled receptor signaling pathway. Gene Ontology annotation, cellular component: membrane.